UGCUAAAAAAUCGGCACACAUGGAAAACGAGAAACUAGCAUUGGACUUUGUAGGGUAGUGGCCGCCACGAAGGAGACCGCGUUAGGUGUCCGGUGUCCCUCAAGAAAAUAUAAAUACCUCCCCAUUUCCUCGUCGUUUCCCUUCAAAUAAUUUGUUGUUAGCAUCAUGGUUGUCAUGUCGAUGACAUGCCACCCGAUUGAACCUGGUUUAACCUGUGCCGGUAAUGAAAUCGGCAUGACACCACCGGUAUGAUCAACUUACGUAUUCUAAGUUUAAUGACAUAAUUUUAAUAAAUUUAAUGAAUAAAAAAUUAAUUUAUUAUUCAUUUUAUGAAUGUAAUGGUUAAAAGUUGAUGAUAUUUGUUGGAUUGUAACUAAAUUGUCCACAAAUAUAUUUUAUAUGUGAUUAAAUACAUUGGAUAUUAAUUAUUUUCAUAUUUUUUUUUAAACCGGCACAAACUGGUUAUACCACCGGUCGUACCAUUCCACUUGUCAAACUGGCACAACGGUAUAAACCGGUUUGACAACCUUGGUUAGCAUUGAAGUUAUAUAUAUUUAUUAAUUAUUAUAAUCUAACUCCUCCGCCUACCCAACAUGCCAUGUGUCCCAAACGCGGUGGAGGCGGCGGCCGCUUUCAUUUCAGGCCUUCGCCGGAGAGAGAGACCACCCGCCGCGAAGAGGAUAAUAAAAUAGUACCUUACCUAAUCCAACGUGGCCCCACCUCCAAGGUCCACGACGUCGUGUUGCACAUCCAACGGGCCACAACGCUCCAUCCUGACCCUUCAUUUCUUCAAUCAUCGACCGGGGCCACGCGGGAAUUCGUUUCAAUAAUAGCAAUCACAUGGCUGGGCCCCGUGCCCACUGGAUAUUCUUUCUUCGAAGGCCCAAAUUGACAAAACUGGGCCCACCAUGAGUUAGUGAGGGAGGUUUUCAGGAUUACCCAAACUUUGAUUGUGAUAUUUCCCCCCCAUUUUUCCUAAUUAAUUAAGAGAAGCCACCAUUUUUAGGUGGAUUGGUGAUGAGAUCUGGUAUUAUGUUAUGAUAUUUUUUGUGUGGUGGUCUUUGCUUGAUUGCAUGAUUUGUUAAUUUUGGGUAGGCAAUUUGGAGGGUCUCAGCAUGAAAGUGAUGGCAGCAAGUGAGAAGAAUUCCCCAUGGGUAUAAUAAUAAAAGCAAUUUUCUACCCUAAGCUUGUCAUUGACUUGGCUCCAAAUUGCCUGUAGAGUUUGUCUAGCCAUUUUCACCCUUUGGAUAUGUUUAUAUAUGGUUAUAUGAUCAAUGAUAGCUAAGUAUGUGUUGCCAAUGUAGAAUUGAAAGUGACGCACUUUCUUGCAGUUAUCAGAGUGAUUGAUUACCUGAUGUGAAUACAUGUCAUUUAUCAAUUAUCGAGGUGAAUUAUGAGUGUUGAUUUUUUUUUAAUUGAUCGAGAAAAACACGAUGAAUCCUCAAAUGACAUAUUCAAGAACACAACGGUGACAAUGAUUAGCAGCAGGCACUCAUCUUACUCGUAUCCUAACACUUGUGGGUCUUACUCCUAAAACAUAUAUCAUAAAUUAUGAAGGUAAACUCACUCUGUAAACUCAUGCGUGGAUCCUUCGACUCUACGAUACUUGUACAUAAAAAAAAAAUUCAACGAUCAACAAGAUCAAAUACCGAGACAAUUCUUCAUGCUGAUAUACUAAGCGCACACCACAAUUCGUUCACUCCGAACUCAUCAAUGACAUAAUCAAAAGUAAUAUCCACCUCCUAUCCUUGUUGUUUCCCUUCAUAAAGAAGAACACAAAUGAAUUUACAAGUAGUGUUGUCCUAAUCUUACUGAAAAUGGGAAAGAAAAUCCACUAUCUUGACACAAUCUAUAGCUAAGAUGCUCUCCCUCAAGAGCCAUCAUAUGCAACAAAACACCACUAAUAAGUAGGGGUGGCAAUUCGGUUAUAAUCGGUAACCGAUUAACCGAAAAUUGACCGAAAUAGGCUUCGAUUUCUCGGUUACCUCGAUUAUCGGUUAACCGAACCACUUUUAAGACCAAAAACCAUUUUGGCCAGCUUCCGAUAACCGACCAAAAUUCGGUUACUCCAAUUACCGGUUAGUGGAUACGCUGCCAGUUAUCAAGUUAACCGGUCGGUUAACCGGUAACCGGUAACCGAACGGCCACCCCUACUAAUAAGUGCCUAGUUCCCUAUAUAGCUAUUUAGUUGUUGCACGGAACAACUCACAAUCCUCAAAUUCCCUUUCUUGGCAAAGCCCUAAUCCUUAAACAUGGCCGAUUAAGAGCAUCCUAAUGGGACAAUUUUAGUGCAUAACACGCUGCAAUUCACUUUCAAAUUCAAUUAAGUAAAAUUAACCCCAUUAGAGGUGACACGUAAGCAACCAGCAAAGAAAAGUCAAAAGUCAGCAGAAAGAACUCCGUGUGCUACAUGCCACAGAUGACGACAAAAACAAGGUUUUGCUAAAAAAAAUUGCCACGCUGG
Molecule: messenger RNA, 2464 nt
Organism: Linum trigynum
Lineage: Eukaryota; Viridiplantae; Streptophyta; Magnoliopsida; Malpighiales; Linaceae
Source: the annotation of a GenBank genome assembly